AUGAUGGAGCUCCUAGAGGAAGAUCUCACCUGCCCCAUUUGCUGUAGCCUGUUUGAUGAUCCUCGUGUCCUGCCCUGUUCACACAAUUUCUGCAGAAAGUGUCUGGAAGGAAUUCUUGAGGGAAACGUGCGGAAUGUGCUUUGGAGGCCAUCCCCUUUCAAAUGCCCCACGUGCAGGAAGGAAACUCCCGUUACUGGAGUCAACAGCUUGCAAGUCAACUAUUCCCUGAAAGGUAUCGUGGAGAAGUAUAACAAAAUCAAAGUAACUCCGAAAAUGCCUGUGUGCAAAGUGCACAGCGGGCAACCCCUUAACAUUUUUUGCCGGACAGACAUGCAGCUCAUCUGUGGGGUUUGUGCCACCCGUGGCGACCACACAAAGCACAUGUUCUGUUCUAUCGAAGAAGCCUAUUCCCAGGAGAAGCGGGCUUUUGAAACCCUGUUUCAGGGCUUUGAAACUUGGCGUUGCGGAGAUGCCCUCUCGCGGCUGGAUACCUUAGAAACCAGUAAGAGGAAAGCUCUGCAGAUGCUGACCAAAGAUUCUGACAAAGUGAAGGAGUUCUUUGAGAAGCUGCAGCACACGCUGGAGCAGAAACGAAAUGAGAUUCUCUCUGACUUUGAGACCAUGAAGCUUGCAGUGAUGCAGGCCUACGAUCCAGAAAUCAAUAAACUGAACACAAUUCUGCAAGAACAACGGAUGGCUUUUAACAUCGCAGAGGCCUUCAAAGAUGUGUCUGAACCCAUUGUAUUUUUGCAACAGAUGCAGGAGUUCAGGGAAAAAAUCAAGGUGCUCAAAGAAACCCCUUUACCUUGUUCCAGUGUGGACAUCAGCCCUACAAUGAAGAGCUUUGAUACCAGCCAGUGGAAUGGAAUAAAACUAGUUGAUGUGGACAAACUUUCCUUGCCUCAGGAAAACAACACUCUUAAAUUCAAGAUUCCCUCAGUCUUUUCACGCAGAUUUAUAGUGACCUCUCUCAUUUGCCUGCUUAUUCUUGCUGUCACCAGAAUGUCCUUUGUGGAGUCAGUCGUUGACAAUCUCCAGUGCUGGAAAUCUCAAUUCUUUACAAUUAGCUUGUCCUAUUUGGCAGAUACAGUGGAGAUAGCAGAUCAUGCAGUCUUUUACUGGGAACAGAUGACAGAUGGAGCUUCACUUCUAAGAGAAAAGUGUAAAAACUAUACGUUGGUUGUACUGGAUAAUGUUGCACAGUUUGUGUGCAAAUAUAAACUGUUGUGA
Pelecanus crispus (Dalmatian pelican) is the source of this 1230-nucleotide messenger RNA. It is a transcript of the gene TRIM13, whose product is annotated as tripartite motif containing 13. Gene Ontology annotation, molecular function: zinc ion binding. The record is from RefSeq and is a predicted model, not a curated record. NCBI's taxonomy places the organism in Eukaryota, Metazoa, Chordata, Aves, Pelecaniformes, Pelecanidae.